Messenger RNA from Psylliodes chrysocephalus, 114 nucleotides. The record is from the annotation of a GenBank genome assembly. Lineage: Eukaryota; Metazoa; Arthropoda; Insecta; Coleoptera; Chrysomelidae.
AUGUCAAAGAUGAAUGACAAAUUAAUUAGAAAUUUUCGAUUUGGUGUCAGAUACAAAUUUGAGAAACCUUGUCAGUCAGAUUUAAUUUAUUCUCUAAAAUAUUAUAUUAAGUAA